Trypanosoma cruzi is the source of this 1872-nucleotide messenger RNA. RefSeq lists its product as uncharacterized. Gene Ontology annotation, molecular function: adenosine deaminase activity. NCBI's taxonomy places the organism in Eukaryota, Euglenozoa, Kinetoplastea, Trypanosomatida, Trypanosomatidae. The record is from RefSeq and is a predicted model, not a curated record. Gene Ontology annotation, biological process: inosine biosynthetic process; adenosine catabolic process. The transcript has a single exon. The coding region runs from base 1 to 1872 and encodes 623 amino acids.
AUGGACUCGGCUUCAAUGGCCCAAUCCGAUGGGGUGUCUUUUUUGGAAAACAAUGAGAAUUGCAGCAGUCUUAUGUUGUUUGAGCAGGCCUGGGCGAAGUAUUACACUCGUCACCCUGGCGAGCCACCAGAUCUUUAUUUUCUGCCAAAGUUGGACUUGCAUUGCCAUCUGAAUGGCAGUAUUAGCGCCCCAUUGCUGCUACAUAUGGAAUAUCUGAAACAAAGGCAGCGUCAAACCUCUAUUGCCACCAAUACAGUGCAUGCGAACACUGGGGAGCUUUUUUGUAAAAGUAUUGGGCAAAUGGAUAAUGUUCUGGAGAAAUUUACCGAUCCCGCUGAACGCAUGAAAUACUGUUUUAGAGUGUUUGAAAAUAUUUACAAUAUCAUGAAUAAUGCCGCCUUCACACGGAUGGCUGUGCAGGAUUUGUUACUACAUUCUGCAGCAGAAAAUUUGUUUCUCCUUGAGAUACGGACUUCCUUGCGGGAAGGGCUUUACGAGAACCCACAUGUUGCCGCAUGUGGUGACGAGGCGGGGCGUAUCACAAAAAAGACAUACGUUGAGACUGUAAUCCACACUGUGGAGCAUCUCAUGAAUGGUGGGUUAGUGGAUUUUGAAACAGGGGAAUUGUUGCCUCGUAACGCAUCCGUUCCUGCCAAAUGGUGGUCUCAAUUCCAGAAGUUGUAUGCCUCGCUUGUCUCUACAGCAAUGGAGUGCUCCCACGAUAAUAAUGCGAAGUCAGAGACAAGCGGGGCAACCAGUGGCGCCACCCAAGAGCUGGCGGAAAAGUUAUUGGAAAGGCUCCGUGAUUGGUUAAUGCAUCGUAUGCAUAUUCGUCUUAUUUUAUCUAUUAACCGGGGUCACAACGCGGAAGCGGCGUGGGAAGUUGUGACGCUUGCAAAGAAGAUCCAGCACGAGCAAAUAAAACGUUUUUACGCAUCUCUGCAGGCAGAAGCUGCAUUGUUUCAAGGCACGAGCAAUCUGAGCAUGACCCGGCAAGGAGAACGGAUUCGACGAACCUGUUGGGUGACAGGUGUGGACUUCUCCGGCUACUGCGGUAAGAAUCACUUUCUGGACUUUCUUCCGGCGCUCACGGAGGCACGGCGUGGCGGCGAUGGCAUAUCCACAUCACCAUCGUACGCGUCACUGGGUGUCACCUUGCAUGCAGGGGAGAAGGACGACCCGGAGGAGUUGGCGGAGAUGGUGAAAUUUGCACCGGAGCGUUGGGGUCAUCUUGUUUACACAGAUUCAACAAACUUGUCUGCCAUUCUCGCACGGCAUGAUGCGAUUGAACUCUGCAUCACCAGUAAUGCCGUGACUGGGGGCUACACAGAGGUGACACAGCAUCAUAUCGGUGACAUUCUCCACCGACAGCGGGGCAGCCAAGGGGAUGGGGUGAACCCCGCGUUACUGUCACUGCUUACAAACGAGUCGAGCCUCUCGAUGGCGAUGCGGUGUCGGGUGCAACGGCGUUUGGCUAGAUGGUGUCCAUCGCCUGCGUUGGGUAGGGAAGUAACUGCCAUCCCAAAUGUCUCCUUCCACACGGAUGAUCGCGGAGUCUUUUUCACGUCGGUGACAGACGAGUUGGAGUUGUUGCUUCAACACGAGUGCCUGAAAAACGAGACGGCGUCACGCGUUUUGUGGGUUAAAGCCAUUUGGGCCCUGCAGCGUCUCUCUUUGCCGCAUGUGUUUGAACUUCCUUUGGAAAUUGUGUAUAGCUGCAUAUACCCGUGGAAGGAAUGCUGUCGUCUUUGCGCUGGAGACGAACUUGCGGCACAUAUAAACGCCCAUGUGGCGGCCCUUAGUGGCACCGCACGAGCCGAGUUGAGUCUUACCGAACUCGGCUGGCUGCUGAAUGGCUUUGAUGACGCUUGA